Exaiptasia diaphana is the source of this 815-nucleotide messenger RNA. RefSeq lists its product as uncharacterized. The annotation marks the transcript as partial. The record is from RefSeq and is a predicted model, not a curated record. NCBI's taxonomy places the organism in Eukaryota, Metazoa, Cnidaria, Anthozoa, Actiniaria, Aiptasiidae. The transcript has a single exon.
AUGAAACUAUCAAGAUUCUAGCUAACAAAGCUUUCGAAAACAACUGGUUCAACUCAACAUACGACCUCAACAUCAGCAAAGAAAACUUGAUUGAGCUCUUGACCAUCUCGACUAAAGACCAACUUUUCCAAUAUGAUGGUCAACUCUAUGAACAGGUCGAUGGAGUAGCGAUGGGAUCUCCCCUCGGACCCCUCCUUGCUAAUGUUUUUAUGUGUCACAUCGAAGAUAUUCUACAACGUAAGGGAAAGCUACCAUCGUACUACAAACGUUAUGUCGACGACACCUUGACCAUCAUGCCCGACCUGGAUAUAGCUAAUGAGUUUCUACACGAACUUAAUCAAGUACACCCUUCAUUGAAGUUCACUAUGGAAGUAGAGAGUAAUGGUAUGCUGCCUUUUCUCGGCAUUCAACUACUUAACAAAGCGCCUAACAUCGAAACGAAAGUUUACGUCAAACCAACUAACACCGGCCUUUUACUUCAUUAUCAAAGUCAUGUUGAUGAACGUUAUAAACGCAACUUGGUUACCACCAUGCUUGAAAGGGGCUAUCGUAUUUCAUCAUCGUGGAAAGACUUCAUAGAGGAAUGUGUUCGUCUCGAAAAACUCUUUCUAAAUUUGGAGUAUCCAAAACAACUCAUUACAUCUAUCACACGCCGCUUUAUUGAUUCUAAGAACACAAGACAAAGCGUACACACACCUGAUGACAAAGACAUAGUUAGAAUUGUUCUACCGUUUAAAGUCAAAAAACAAGUCGCUGAUAUAUCCCAUAAAACCAGAAUCUCCAUUCAACCUGUCUUUGUAACCAAAAACAUUGGG